AUGGCAGGCUGGGGGAUCUUCUUCCUUUCUCUGCUCAACUACAAGACGGAGAAGUAUGUCAUCGCAGAGAACAGGAGAAUCGGAAUAUUGUUCCGACUCUAUCAGCUGGCCGUGCUGGGAUACAUUAUAGGGUGGGUGUUUGUGGUGAAGAGAGGCUACCAGGAGAGAGAAGAAGCCAUCCAGACCUCAGUCAUCACCAAGCUCAAAGGUGUCACACUAACCAACAACUCCGAGACGGGGCUUCACCUCUGGAGCGCAGAGGACUAUGUCAUACCCCCAAACGGUGAGCAGGUGUUUUUCAUCGUGACAAAUUAUGUCGAGACACCCAAUCAGAGACUGGGGGUCUGUGCUGAGAGUUACAAGGUGCCAAGUGGACGAUGUCUAAGUGACGAUGACUGUGUUGAAGGGGAGGUUGUAACAGCCGGCCAUGGAAUCAAGACUGGCGUCUGUUUAAACAGCACCGGGACCUGCGAGAUUCACGCCUGGUGUCCAGUAGAAUACAGCAGUCGCCCCACAGAGCCUUUACUGAGCGAAGCAGAAAACUUCACCGUCUACAUCAAGAACUUCAUCAGGUUCCCAAAGUUUGAAUUCUCCAAGUCAAACGUCCUUGAAACUUCAGAUGACAGCUACCUGAAGAGGUGCUCAUACGACACAGAGAAACAUCCUUACUGUCCUAUCUUCCGCCUGGGAGACGUAGUCAGCUGGACUGGACAUGACUUUCAGGACAUGGCUGUUAAGGGUGGGUCUGUGGGUGUCCUCAUUGAGUGGAACUGUAACCUGGAUAAGGACUCUUCACAGUGUAACCCACAGUACAGCUUCACUCGCUUAGACAUGAACAUGAACAACUCAGUCACAUCAGGAUACAACUUCAGAUAUGCCAGGUACUACAAGGAUCAAAACGGUGAAACCUAUCGCACUUUGUACAAAGUGUAUGGAAUUCGCUUCGAUAUAAUGAUAAAUGGCCAGGCUGGAAAAUUCAAUAUUGUUCCCACAAUAAUUGCCAUAGGUUCUGGUCUUGCUCUGCUGGGUGCAGGAGCCUUUGCAUGUGAUAUGAUAUUACUGUACAUGAUGAACACAAGCUCCUUCUACCGAGAGAGGAAAUUUGAAAUCAUCAAUUUUAAGAAUGAAAGGACCAAAAACAAGGACAGCAAGGCUGGAACCCGGGAGAGGAAAUCCAGGAAAGCAGGUGCAGAGAAAGGGGCCGGCAACUCGGUCAAAAUAUCAGAGGAACGUGAAGAUGUGGAGGGAUCUCAUCCCACUGCAGAGGACAAACGGGGUCCCACCAUUCCACGCAACACAGGACAGCGAUACCCUUCCCUUCUCUCCCCUCACGCUGCAGAGCCAAGGCAUCAUAUCACUUUCUCACCAAACAGUUAAACACGUGGACAGAGGAGGACAAACCGCCUGCAGUGGUCCUGUUUAUGCUGCAGGAGGUUAAACUGAAGAAAAACAAACAAAACAAAAAAAAACUCAGAUGAAUGUCCACGUCUCCAACCACGUCUCAUCUACUGGCAUGCUGACAAGUUUAGGAGAUGCUUGGCUUGACUGGAAACGGGGUGGGUCAAUGAAAUGUCAGUGUUCUGCUUGGUGCAAAUGGGUCAGGACACUCAUUUAAAGAUAAACAGAUUUCAGGUGGAGAUCGGGAACCAAAGGUUUAAAGUUAGGUUUACAAAAGGGCCAUAAUUGAUAAUAUGACAAACUACCAAAUACAGUAUAUCCCAAUUCAAAUGGAAAGAAAUAAUAUACUUUGGACUUAAGCAUCCAUCUAUUUACACAUCACAUCCUGCCUGCAGGCACACACGGUUGGUGUAGUGGUUAGCACUGUUGGCUUUGCAGCAAGAAGACUUGGGUUUGAAACCUGGUUGGAACAAGGGCCGCUCGCAUAGAGUUUGCAUGUUCUCCCCCUGUGCGUGCGUGGGUUUCCUCCCACUGUCCAAAAACAUGCAGAUCUGGGGAUUAGGUGAAUUGGACACUCUAUUGGACUGUAUGUGUGAGUGGAUGAGUGGUUUCUGUGUGGCCCUGUGAUUGAGUGGAUGUUGUUUGUCUCUAUGUGGCCCUGUGAUGGACUGGUGAUCUGUCCAGGGUGUACCCCACCUAUCGCCCUACAUCAGCUGAGAUUGACCCUCAUGUGGAGGAUAAAACGGUAGCAAAUGGAUGGAUGGAUCCUGCCUGCAUGGGUAAUGCACACUGCUCGGCCCCAAGAAAGUCUCAGUUGGACAUUUACCUUAGAUGCAUUUGUCAUUGUAUUGCUUCGAUAAGCUUAGAUCUAACACUAAUGGGAGAACUUGACAGCUCAUGCUACCCGAGUCAUUCUUCCUCAAUUUGAGCCUGAUGAAUUUUGGCAAUGUCAUUUUUUAUUGUGCCCCAAAAUAAACUGGUUGUUCAGUAUAUUUAUGGUUAAUCAGCUUACUAAUUCUUUGGGGGAGGCACAUAACGUUGCUGAACAUCAGGCCUGACCUGCUGAAGCAACCCCAUAUCAUAACGCUGCCCCCCACAGGCUUGUAUAGAAGCCACUAAGGGCAAUAUUGGGAGUAUGUUACUUUUUUUGGACCUGGCAAAUGUCUUGGUUCUUAUCAUUGUCACUCUCGUCAUUAAAAUUACAGCAGGAAAUAACUGGUCAUAAUUAGGCCUACAAUUAACAAUUAUUUUAAUAGAUGAAUCUGUUAUUUUCUCGCUUAAUGUGAGAAAAUGUCUCGGUGUUUCUCAAAUCUUACUCUGUCCACAAACAAAAAUGAUUCAGUUUUAAGGAUUUAUUUGUUAUAUGGAGUAGCAAUACCAGAAAAUAUUCACUUUUAAGAAGCAAACAAAUCUGAAAGCUUGUUAUAAUUAUUGAAAAAGCCCACAAACUGAUUAAUAAAAUAGUAUUCAUUUAGUCAAUUCAUUAAUCGUUGAAGCCCUAGUCAUAAGUCAAAAGUUGUCAUGUUAUUUUACACCAGGUACCCCCUUAAGUCAGUGUUAGAGAAAUAAUUAUGUAAGAAAUUGUUCAAACUAUUUCAAUGCACUCUAUGUAAAAAUGUCUAUUGUCUUAAUCGUCGAAAGGACGCGGCAUGUAACUGUGUUUCAACAGACCUGAUCAUUCUGUUAAUCACUGCUCAUGCAAUGUUUCCUGAUGUGCUGUUUGUGAAUUGUGCCGAUUACCUGACGUCGUGUUGUGUUGUGACACAAUCGUCUUCACAACCUUGUUCUCUUAUGAAGCUGACAGACGAUUGUGUCAUGUGACAUCGGUCUUCACUGGUGAUGUGCUGAUUGUUAGUGAAUGGACAUUGAAAUGCAAAGACUCCUGUUCCUGUUUGUAUUUAUUGAAUAUUCUUUAUUGUUGGAAACAAA
Messenger RNA from Solea solea (common sole), 3327 nucleotides. RefSeq names its product purinergic receptor P2X, ligand-gated ion channel, 5 (gene p2rx5). Lineage: Eukaryota; Metazoa; Chordata; Actinopteri; Pleuronectiformes; Soleidae. The transcript is spliced from 12 exons. Gene Ontology annotation, cellular component: plasma membrane; nuclear inner membrane. The record is from RefSeq and is a predicted model, not a curated record. Gene Ontology annotation, biological process: monoatomic cation transmembrane transport; response to ATP. Bases 1 to 1377 code for a protein of 458 amino acids. Gene Ontology annotation, molecular function: purinergic nucleotide receptor activity; extracellularly ATP-gated monoatomic cation channel activity.